AUGGAAUUAUUAUCGAAAUAUUUAAUUGAUCGUUAUCCAUCUUUAUUUGAAUAUCAACAAAAUAAAGAACAAAUUCAAAUAAAAUCAUCAAAUCCUCUUAAAUAUGCAUCAUUAUUAAUUCAAGAUGAUUUAAUAUUAAUGAUUGAAAGAAAUGAUGGACAAUAUUAUUUAAAAGGUGGUCCAAUUGUUUCACCUGAAUUUUGA
Molecule: messenger RNA, 204 nt
Organism: Adineta steineri
Lineage: Eukaryota; Metazoa; Rotifera; Eurotatoria; Adinetida; Adinetidae
Source: the annotation of a GenBank genome assembly